This is a messenger RNA of Clarias gariepinus (North African catfish), 2033 nucleotides long. It is a transcript of the gene abi3a, whose product is annotated as ABI family, member 3a. Lineage: Eukaryota; Metazoa; Chordata; Actinopteri; Siluriformes; Clariidae. Gene Ontology annotation, cellular component: lamellipodium. The transcript is spliced from 11 exons. The record is from RefSeq and is a predicted model, not a curated record. Gene Ontology annotation, molecular function: SH3 domain binding. Bases 82 to 1569 code for a protein of 495 amino acids.
CACACACACGCGCGCGCGCGCGCAGUCUCUCUCGCUCUCUCUCUCUCUCACGCGCACUUGCGCUUUCUCUCUGUCCGCGCGAUGAAGGAGCAGGGCUGUGCGGAAGAGAUCGCGAGCAUCCUGCGCGAGGCCCCCGCGGCGCGGAAAGCGCUCCUGGAGAACUACAGCAACCUGCGCAAUGUGGCGGAGUACUGCGAGAACAACUACCUGCAGGCCGGCGGGGACAGCAUCAAAGCGCUGGAGGAAACCAAGGCCUUCACGACUCAGUCUUUGGCCAGCGUGGCGUAUCAGAUUAGCACGCUAGCUACCAACGUGCUGAAACUACUGGACGCUCAGUGCUCCCAGCUCCGGCACAUCGAGUCCAACAUCAACCUCAUCGGACUGACUGUGGACAUGCACCGUGAGAAGGUGGCACGGCGAGAAAUUGGUGCAUUCACCGUGGCUAAGAGAUACUCGAGGAGCAACAAAGUCAUCCCUCCUGCAUCCAGCAACGACCCCAAACCCAAAUACAGCCGAACACCCAUCUCCUACAGCGGCCUGGACACGCUGGGGCACGGCAUGAAGGACUCGAAGCCACAGGAAAGGAAAGCGACCAUAAACCGUAAACACGGUGGCACGCUCAGUAGGAACCGUCCUGCCGAGUGUCCCGUGGCUCCCACUUUGUCCCGCGGAGCGUCCAUAAGCUCUCUGAAUGAUAAAUCCAUGACCUCCAGUUUCGGUAAAGCCGUUCCUCCUCCGGUCGUGCCCAGCUGGCCUAUGACCCCCGAGGCAGACAUCAUCAGCACGCUGCUGGAGGACGCUGCUCCGCCCCCGCCCCCACCGAUGGAUGGAGAAGAAAGCGCAGGGUCUGAGAACGUUGUACCUCCACCCCCUAUUCCUCCCCUCGACAUGUGUGAUUUCCUCCCCCCUCCGCCUGUGGAUCCUGUAGAAGAGAACCAUGAGAUAGAACCUGCUCCGCCACUGGAGACCGUGCCUGAAGAAAACAGCCUUCCUCCUCCAGACAUUGAUGGACUUCAUCUUCCCGCUCCUCCUCCUCCCCCAAUGGAGAAUGGAGAAGCUCGGCGCUCUCGGCGUUCUCGUGGGCGUUGCCCCCCCAGCACCCGCUCUCUCUCUCUACGGCUCCGCUCAGGCUCCGCCCCUCGCCCGGUGCACACACGUUCGCUCUUUCUGUCCAACAGUCAAUCACUCAUUAUCCCCCCGCCCCCUCCAUACCCGCCCCCACUGGCUCCGCCCACUUCGAGCUCUCUGGGCCGGAUUCCUGCUCGCCUGCAGCACUUGGACCUGGAGAUCCCAGCUCCUCCUCCGCCUCUACCCAUGGACUGUAUGGAUGGGUUUGAAGACAUUCCUCCUCUCCCUCCACCUGUGGACUACGACACUUCAGCUCCUGCACAGUACUUGGAGAAAGUGGUGGCUAUUUAUAGCUACGAAGCAGGCAAACCAGGGGACUUGAGCUUUCAGGAAGGAGAUGUGAUCUACCUGACAAGGAGGAGCGAUGACGGCUGGUGUGAGGGCGUCCUGAAUGGGGUGGAAGGGUUCUUCCCUGGAAACUACGUCGAGACCACAAGCUAAAUGGAGAAACUCAAAAAUGAUUUAGCUCAGAAUAUCAUUAUGAGAAUUAUUUUUUUUUAUAGCAAAAGGAUGAUGAUGUGGUGUUUAAAUACAGUAAAUGCUAAAUAAUAUGUUUGAUUAUUGUGUACAUCACACAAACUGAUUUUAUAAAAUGACCAAUGCACUGUUUGUCUGUUUUUUAAUAUCAUCAAUACCUUUUAAUUAGUACUGAAAUAAUUUAAAUAUUUAUUAACACCAACUAAUAGACACAUGAACCUGAAUCAGUCGAGUCUCUGAAUCAAUCGACACGGUUCCUCCUCUAUGUUUCGACUUUAGCAAUCCUUUAAAUACUGGACACAUGAGGGAUCAAUGGGACUUUCCCAGAAUGCAUUGCUGUGGGGUGGGUUUAAACCCUGUUACAAUACAGUAGCAGAUUAUGUGUAAACAAUCUCAGUCACUUUCAUAAAUAAAAUCUCUUUACUUUA